Messenger RNA from Ilyonectria robusta, 1077 nucleotides. Its product is annotated as S-adenosyl-L-methionine-dependent methyltransferase. NCBI's taxonomy places the organism in Eukaryota, Fungi, Ascomycota, Sordariomycetes, Hypocreales, Nectriaceae. The transcript is spliced from 5 exons. The record is from RefSeq and is a predicted model, not a curated record. Gene Ontology annotation, molecular function: methyltransferase activity. The coding region runs from base 1 to 1077 and encodes 358 amino acids.
AUGUACAGCGACGACGAUCAAAGCUCCUUUUCGCUGGUAUCAGUAACGGGCAUUGAAACGAUAUACACACCAACAGAGCAGGACUCGGACGAAUUCGAACUGAUAUAUGGCGACCAUGAUUCAGGGAGUUCGCAGGGGGAUGCGAGCUCAAGCGAUUCGACUUCCGUGCCACCCGACAUUCAUGCGCAUGAGUUUAAGCAUGGCCGUCGAUAUCACAGCUUGAAAAGUGGACGUUAUCCAUUGCCAAAUGACAUUGGAGAACAAAACCGGGAAGACAUUAAUCAUGCCAUGAUGCUUCAGCUGACGGAUGGAAAACUCUUCUUGUCUGACAUUGGCGAGUUCCCACAGAAGAUCAUUGAUAUUGGGACAGGGACAGGAACUUGGGCAAUAGAUGUGGCCGACAUGUAUCCAAGCGCCAGCGUGGUUGGCACUGACUUGUCCCCGAUUCAGCCGAGAUGGAUGCCAAUUAAUGCGCGGAUGUUUGUCGAGGACUGCGAGGAUCCGGAGUGGAUGCACGGAUGUGGUUUUGACCUCGUGCACUUCAGGGGAGUUGCUGGCAUGCUUCUUGACUCGGAUGCUGUUGUCGCCAAUGCCUACUGCAACAUUGUGAACGGUGGUUGGAUCGAGUUCCAGGAGUUUGAUCCCCUGGUGCUCUGCGACGACGGUACCAUGAAGGAAGACGACCCGGUGCGGGAGUUUGGUGAUCUCUGUGCUCGAGGCAUGCGUCAGUACGGAUGUACUGCAUACGGGAAACAGGAUUUGCGGCAAAUCCUCGAACAAGCAGGUUUCAAAAGGAUCCAGGUUGUGACCAAGAAAGUUCCCAUCUCGCCUUGGCCCAAGGACAAGAAGCUAUGGACUAUCGGCACGUUGAUGAAGGUCAGCAUCCUGGAGGCUCUGGAGGGAUUUGCGGCAAAACCUCUGGAGGCGCUGGGACUGUCUGUGGAAGAACGACGAGACUUGGUGGCCGGUGUGCGAAUGAGUCUUGAAGACAAUCAGGCCCAUCGAUACGUCAACUACCACUUCUGCUAUGGUCAGAAGGAUGAGAUGAGCUCGGACUCAGGCCCAUCCCUCGAGUAA